Punctularia strigosozonata HHB-11173 SS5 is the source of this 510-nucleotide messenger RNA. RefSeq lists its product as uncharacterized. Bases 1 to 510 code for a protein of 169 amino acids. Lineage: Eukaryota; Fungi; Basidiomycota; Agaricomycetes; Corticiales; Punctulariaceae. The record is from RefSeq and is a predicted model, not a curated record. The transcript is spliced from 2 exons.
AUGCGGCUCAUUGCACUCGGCGCGCUCGUCGUUCUUCCCUGCCUUGCGGUUGCUCAGUCCUCUUCGUCCCAACAGCAAUCGCAACCGCAGGCGCAGACCAGCAGCCAAGCCUCAUCCCAAAAUCAAACUCAAUCCGUCCAGCUCUCGACGUCUCUCUCGACCAGCAUUGGCCUUGGCAACGGCCGACAAACAACCACCUCCGUCCUCACCACCGUCUUCACUGUCACUCCCACCCAGGCCUCCAGCGCGUCCGGCAACGGCACCAUCACCAGCAACGCUAGCGGAUCGGCGAGCUCGACAACCACGACGCCGACCACGUUGCCCACCGCCGCGACCGACGUGAACGGAGGCGGCAACGGUCCGAACGGUGCCCCCGUGCCCGGCGCCACCGCCGCCGGCGGUAUAUACGGCCCACCGGAUUCCUACAUCGCCGCUGCGGACUCAUUGAGGAUGAGUGCAUUGGUGAUGGCCGGAGUGAGCGUGGGUGCAGCACUGGCGGUGCUUGCGUAG